This is a messenger RNA of Pygocentrus nattereri (red-bellied piranha), 739 nucleotides long. RefSeq lists its product as uncharacterized. The transcript is spliced from 5 exons. Bases 134 to 646 code for a protein of 170 amino acids. The record is from RefSeq and is a predicted model, not a curated record. NCBI's taxonomy places the organism in Eukaryota, Metazoa, Chordata, Actinopteri, Characiformes, Serrasalmidae.
UUGAACGUGUUAAAGUGCUCCGAAGGCUGUUUUCUGGUCUGGUGUUGAUCAUGUUAGAUGUACUCUGAUGUGCUUUGUCUCUAAGUUGUUCGCCGUGUUCAGGAGCUGAGUCUGAGCGCUGUAGUAACCUGAAAUGGAGACCAAACUAAACGACUCCUGGAGCUGCGACAGCAGCGACGUCCAGGAUCUGCUGAAGAUGCUGAAGGACAGAACCUGUGAGCUGCAGAGCCUGAAGAACCGGAGAGAAGAAAUCAGCCAGCAGAUCCACCUCGAUCGCGAGGAGAUGGACCGCAGGACGCUGCUGCUGCUGUACAUGGAUGAAGGCCUGAUGGACGCCCUGAUGAAGCUGGAUGCGGUGAAGAAAGAGCAACAGAAGCUGGACCAGCAGAUCCAUGAGCUGACCACCAGAAGCACGGAGCGGAGUAAAGUCUCUCUGAGCCAACUGCAGAAACAGGAGGCCACUCUGCUGGAGGAGGAGAACCAGCUGAAGCUACAGCGAGAGAACCUGAAGAAGGCGUUGGAGGACGCUCAGAAGAACACGCAGAAAGGCCCAGAGUUUCUGCAGGAGAAUCAAACUCCACAAACCGACGCCUCUCGGAAUGAGACUGCAGCUAAACCAGGGAGGAAAAGAGCAGCUCGCAGAUAACAAGGCUUGGUUUAGUCCGGCUGAGCCCUCAGAGCACCAUCUGUGCUCUUUAUCUCCUCCGUCCUGUUUCAAUAAAUCUGAUUUAAACCCAAA